AUGAUGCUCAUCGCCGCGACGUCCGCGACGCCGGUCGACCCGGUACACGUCGACGUCGAGGAACCGUGGCACGUGUUUCUGAACAAGAAUCCUUCUAACAAGUAUCAUCUACUGCUAACGCUAACUCACGAGAUCGGCCACACCUUAGGUCUGCAGCACAGUAUGCGCAACGACUCGGUAAUGUUUCGGUAUAUACCUGACAACGAGCUUCAAUAUCUGGUUAAACUAAGCGUGGAGGAUAUCCUCGGUAUACAGAAUCUGUACGGAUCUCACGACGAUGGAAAUCGGCCCGCGAUUCCCGCGACUACCGCGACGCCCGCUACCACCGUAGCGCCGACGACCGGUGUCGCACCGACCGAUCCAUCGCGCGCUGAUCUUUGCGUCUUACGGCGUCUAGACGUGGCCUUAAUAAUGAAUUGA
This is a messenger RNA of Cataglyphis hispanica, 420 nucleotides long. Its product is annotated as stromelysin-2-like. Gene Ontology annotation, cellular component: extracellular matrix. Gene Ontology annotation, biological process: collagen catabolic process; extracellular matrix organization; proteolysis. The transcript has 2 exons. Gene Ontology annotation, molecular function: zinc ion binding; metalloendopeptidase activity. The coding region runs from base 1 to 420 and encodes 139 amino acids. NCBI's taxonomy places the organism in Eukaryota, Metazoa, Arthropoda, Insecta, Hymenoptera, Formicidae. The record is from RefSeq and is a predicted model, not a curated record.